AUGGCUGCGCAGCCCGAGCCCAGCCCAGCCAGGGAGCCCCGAGAGCCCCGAGAGCCGCCGCCGCCGGGGAGACCGCCAGGAAGGCGCCAAAGGCACACAAAGGGGCGGGGGGAGGAGAUCGCGCCCCCGAGGGCCCCGGAGCGCGUUCCCGGGCGGCCCAGACAGGCCCUAGCGCGCCCUCUGCUGGCUCGGGAGAGCCAAACUCCAGCCCUUCAGGCGCGGCCCCGCCUCUCGCAGCGCGCGGCCCCGCCCCCGCAGCGCCCCCUGCUGGCCCAGGAGCCCCACCCCCGCCCCAACUACACCAACCUCUCCCCGACGAGGCAGCCCCGCCUCUCCCAGCGCACGGCUCCGCCCCCAAGGCGACCUCUGCAGACCCGGGGCGUCCACACGCCAUCUCCUUGCCCCUCCCAGCGCGGGGCCCCUCCAAUCCUUGCGCGCCUUUCCCCUAUGGAGCCUCCAGCCCCCGCGGACGCACCCCAGAGUGACCCCAUCGAGUCUGGGUUCAGAAAGGCUCCACCUUCUUCUGGCUGGUUGGGGCAGGGAAUCGAGCCCAUCCGCCGCUGCUGGCCAGGAGUGCGGCCCUUUGUGACCGAGGCUGGCACUCCCCCUGGUGGUCCAGGAGCGUGGCCUCUCGUGCCCCAGCACGCCCCCUGCCGGAGGAGCCUGCGCCCUCCCUCAUCUGAAAGAGCUUGGCGCAACCCUAGGCUAGCCCGGCUGGUCCCCGAGGGGAGCCCGAGGUGCUCUUGGCAUCAAGGAGGAGGAGAUGGGGCUCAUCACUGCGGUCGUGCCCUUUCCCUGCCUUGUGACUCAAGUCUGAAACCUUGGGGCAGCAGUGCCCGUCAGCUCAGAGACUGGCAAGAGAACCUGCAUUUCUGGACUCUGGAUAGCAAGUGCAUCAGAGAUUUCCUUGGUAUAGGGAGCUCCCAGGGGAGGGAGAGUCCAUCUACCAAUGAGAGUCACCAGGACUUUCAGAACCUUAAAGCCAAGUUCCAGAGCCUGCAGGCUGGGUUUGGUGAGCUACCCAAGAAGCCACCACUGCCCAAGGGCUCGCAGUUGCCAGGCCUGGGUCGAGCCAAUACUAUUUCUGAGAGUUCCUCUCCUUCUGGGGCUCCCGCUGCUAACCAGAGGGGACCUCCAUGGCCAGGACAAGGGACCCCACCUAGCCCUUGGCUCCGUAACCGAGGGAGAGGCUCUCAAGCCAGUUCCAGGACUAGGGAGGCUCCCAGAGACCAGCAGCCACCAUGGAGAGUCACAGGGAAUGAUGGGGAGAAAGCAUCCUCUCUUCCAAGCCCUACCCCCUUGGGGUCUCCAAGGACUCCUAGGAAGGAGCAGGGCCUGAGUUUUCCCCGCAGGAGACCUCUGCCACCUCUGAAGGCUCUUGGUCCCCAGCCUCCCAAGCCCCCCCUUCCACCAGGUACCCUGCACUUAGAACGUUUCAGGAGAAAAGAGGCCACCCACAGAAGGGCUACAGGCAAGAAAACCAUCUUGGGUGUGGGGACCAAAGUGACAGCGCUUCAGAAGCCAGGAUCCUUCUCCAGUAACAACUGCUUGGGCCCUCCAGGUCCUCCCAUCCCACAGAACAGUUGGAAACCCUCAGAAGAGUCUAAGAAAGAGGAAAUCUCCAAAGCUCCGAAACCCCCAAAGCCCCCGAAGCAUUACAAGAAGGAGGAGAAAGCAGAAAAGGAAUUCAGGAAGAAAUUUAAGUUUGAAGGGGACAUUGUGACUUUGACAAGGAUGAUGAUUGACCCCAAUGCCAAUACCCGCCGUGGGGGUGGUAGAAACUUGGCUAUUAGACGUGGGGAGAUCCUGGAUGUGAUCCAGUUCACCAGCAGAGAACAGAUUCUGUGCCGGGACGUCAGUGGAAAAUAUGGCUUCAUCCCUAGAAGAGCUCUGCUCCCUCUGGAGACAGAGGUAUAUGAUGAUGUUAGUUUCUAAG
Trichosurus vulpecula (common brushtail) is the source of this 1936-nucleotide messenger RNA. It is a transcript of the gene PRAM1, whose product is annotated as PML-RARA regulated adaptor molecule 1. Gene Ontology annotation, biological process: T cell receptor signaling pathway; protein localization to plasma membrane; integrin-mediated signaling pathway. Gene Ontology annotation, cellular component: plasma membrane. NCBI's taxonomy places the organism in Eukaryota, Metazoa, Chordata, Mammalia, Diprotodontia, Phalangeridae. The transcript has 8 exons. The record is from RefSeq and is a predicted model, not a curated record. Bases 1 to 1935 code for a protein of 644 amino acids. Gene Ontology annotation, molecular function: protein binding.